UGAUAGCUACUGGUAUUAAUGUGAUAGUAAGUGUAAUUUUAUAAGUUAAUGACAGAAAUAAAGGACCUAGAACCCUAGGGGUUGUCACUGCUGAUGGGUUUGGUAACUUGACUUUUUCAGAGACCCUCAAUGGACUUGUCCAGGCUGCCCCCGUCUCUCCUUGACCCAUCCCCUAUUCCUGGACAAGCAGAGGAGAUCCAGCUGUUAAGUGACGAAGCGGCUCCCAGAUCCAGCAACAGCCCAGACUGGUGCCAGUGUGGACACUGCCUCCCGUCCCAGCUCCCCGAGAGCCACAGAUGCCUGGAAGAACUGUGCUGUCGGAAAAAGGCGGGUGCCUGCAUCACCACCUCAGAGCCCUUCAGGAAGCUCGUCUUGUCCCGACAGCUCCUGCAGUUCCUCCUGCUCUACCAGGAGCCCUUGCUGGAGCUGGAUGAAAACUCUAACAGCCGGCUGCGGCACUGCGCCUACAGGUGCUACGCCACCUGGCGCUUCGGCUCCCAGGACCUCGCCGACUUUGCCAUCCUGCCCAGCUGCUGCCGCUGGAGGAUCCGGAGGGAGUUUCCCAAGAGUGAAGGCCGGUACACCGGCUUCCAGAGUCCUUACUGAUGGCACAGGGCUGAGCAGGCGCGUUAACGUUUCCUUUGUUUGCACCCUGAGCUUGACCUGCAAAGAUCUGCGGCCAAAUGUUCAACCAAAGGGAAAUGUGUUUUCUGCUCCUGCAGCUCUAGAUGUGUCAGAGAGCAGACUGAACAAACAAACAAAUAAACCAGAAUCCCUCAGCAUGGACUGAGAGUCGAGAGAUUCA
Molecule: messenger RNA, 805 nt
Organism: Leptonychotes weddellii (Weddell seal)
Lineage: Eukaryota; Metazoa; Chordata; Mammalia; Carnivora; Phocidae
Source: RefSeq, a predicted model, not a curated record